Molecule: messenger RNA, 931 nt
Organism: Dimorphilus gyrociliatus
Lineage: Eukaryota; Metazoa; Annelida; Polychaeta; Dinophilidae
Source: the annotation of a GenBank genome assembly
UCAACACUUCAAUAAGAAGUAUCAUCUAACUAUGAAAGUCUUUGUUCUUCUAGCAUUUAUCACUUGUGCCAACGCUCAGUGGAUCACCGAAUGUGGAGUGUCCAAAUAUCCUAAUCCGGCUCCUGAGCAACAAACUGAUCGAUUUGGAAGAGUUGUAGGAGGUUGGGAGUCAAGAGAACAUGAAUUUCCAUACCAAAUUAGUUUGUAUGAGUUUGGAAGUCAUACUUGUGGAGGCGUCAUUUUGAACACCGGUUGGGUUUUAAGUGCCGCUCAUUGUACUGAUGGAAAUGCUAGAGAUUAUGAGGUUGUUGCUGGUAUUCAUAAAUUAAGUGAUCAUGGUUCUGCUGUUCAAAGAGUUCAAGUUCUUCAAAUUAUAAAUCAUGAAAAGUAUAAUGAUCCUCUGGAACACACAAAUGACAUAUCUCUCCUCCGUUUGGCGAGCGAAUUGGUUUUAAAUGCAAAUGUUGCUGCCGCUUGUUCACCAAGAGUUGAUGAUUACGUUGGCAAUACAGUAACUAUUUCUGGAUGGGGAAACACAGCUUCGGGUGGAUCAUCCCCUGAUGCUUUGAGAUAUACAAAUGUUCAAGUUCAAGCUAAAGACCUUUGUUCCCUAUCCUAUCCCAACCAAAUUGAUGAUAGCAUGAUCUGUGCUGCUGCUCCAGGAAGAGAUACCUGCCAAGGAGAUUCUGGUGGUCCAAUGGCUUAUAAUAACAAUGGAAAAUUUGAAAUUAUUGGUUUGACUUCAUGGGGAAGAGGAUGUGCCGAACCCAAUUAUGCUGGAGUAUAUGCCAGAGUAAGCGCUCAACUGGAAUGGAUCAAAACAAAUGCACAAUGAUUAUUUUGAAUGAUAAAAGCUUUUAAAUCUAAUAAUUAAGAAUAAAAAUUGAUUUGUGAAUUUGAAGAAUAAUUAUUGAUUUAUGAAAUAAUUAGA